UCCAAAAUGGCGAGCAGUGAAGGGAAGAAGGCGGUCAAAGGCAAGGGUCAAUUAUCCCAAGAACAGAUCAUACAACAGUUCAAUCAACUAAGACAAGAGUAUACUAAUAUCUUAAACAAAAUACAUGAGCUAGAGAUGGAUCAAAACGAACACAGUGUUGUCAUACAAGCUCUCCAGAAUGUUAAUUCGUCUAGAAAAUGUUUCAGGAUGAUAGGUGGGGUUCUUGUAGAAAGAACAGUAGGUGAUGUCCUGCCUGCUCUCGAAAAAAACCGGACACAGAUUGGACUCGUCUUGGACCACUUAAAGGAGCAAAUGAUUACCAAAGAACAAGAUCUGACUGCAUUCAAAGAGAAGCACAACAUAAAAAUGAAAGGAGAAAAGGAUACUAAUGCUGCAGCCGAUAGCUCAAAAAGUCCAGAAAAGUCAUCAGGAGUACUUGUUGCUGAAGAAAAAUCCAAAUGAAAUAAAAACUCUUUUCACACUUAAGUUAUACUUAGUAUUAAACCUGAGUAUUAGACUCUUCCUUUCUAAUAGACCUCUUUAACUAGGGUGUAAUGUUUUACCAUUUCAGACCAAAAAAUUCUGUGUUUGAGUUGUAUCCAUAUUCAUGUGUCUUCUCAUGAAAAGAUACUCUUCGGAAUGACAUGUGGUCUGAAAUGGAAAAAAAACAUUACGCUCAAGCUAAAGAGGCCUAUUCCUAAACCCNCCCCC
This is a messenger RNA of Actinia tenebrosa (Australian red waratah sea anemone), 711 nucleotides long. RefSeq names its product prefoldin subunit 2. The record is from RefSeq and is a predicted model, not a curated record. NCBI's taxonomy places the organism in Eukaryota, Metazoa, Cnidaria, Anthozoa, Actiniaria, Actiniidae. Gene Ontology annotation, cellular component: prefoldin complex. Gene Ontology annotation, biological process: protein folding.